ACACGGCUCCGGGGAGCAAGCUCCACCCCGGCGCGGCCCCAUUGAAAGGGGCUGCCGUGGGGUGGGGUGAGCAGAGCCGCGGGGGAGCAUGGAGAAGAGCGGCUACACCAUGGCCAAGUUCGGCUUGGAGACCAAGGAGGCGAUGCCCAGGCGGGACUGCGGCUUCUACAUGAAGUACGUCUUCCUCUUCACCUCCCUCAUCCAAUUCCUCAUCAUCCUGGGGCUGGUGCUCUUCAUGGUCUACGGCAACGCGCACGCGGGCACCGACACGCACCUCCGGCUGCUGGAGGAGCAGCUGCAGGACCGCUACAACAAGAUCAUCACCCUGGGCGGCAGGAACGCCAACCUGACCCGCGCCCUCAACACCACCCUGAAGGAGAAGCAGGGGCUGCAGGGCACCCUGCAGAAGGUGCAGCGCGAGCUGGAUAAGUGCAACAGCAGCCAGCUGCCCAACGCCACCCCCAAGAUGCAGGAAAUGAUGAAGGCCAUCUUCAUCCAGAAGGUGAUGCUGGACGAUUACCGCUUGACCGUCAACCUCAUCAAUGCCAACUGCAGUGCCGAGAAGGCUCAGCUGCGGAGCCAGCUGGACCAGACGGCCCUGGCGAGGAAGGAGCUGGAGAACAACUGCGCCAAGGGGAGCGCGGAGCUGGCCAAAACCAAGCAGGAGCACGAGGGCUGCCAGCAGGAGCUGCUCAGAACCAAGACCGAGCUCACGGCCACCAAAUCCCAGCUGGAGCUGCCGAAGCACGAGUGCAACCUCCUGCGCUCCGAGUUCAGCAUCCCCCUGCAGCGCAUCAGGGAAACCAUCAACCCCUACAGCUGCGGCUCCACGCACGAGGAGCUGCGGCGGCUGGCGCAGCGCGCCGAGGAUUUCUUCCUCCAGCAGAAGAGCCGCGAGGCCGUGUACCAGGAGAAGGUCGCCUGCGAGCUGAACCUGCUGCAGUGCCAAUUCAACGGCACCCGGCUGAAGCAGGAGCUGGAGAAGCGGCUGCAGGAGGCCGACAAGCAGCUGAAGGGCGGCCAGGAGGAGAAGAAGAAGCUGCUGGCGGAGAAGGAGCAGCUCAGCAAGGAGCUGGGGGAGAAGAGCAAAGCCGCCCUGCAAAGCAACUACCUGAAGCAGCAGCUCAGCAUCUGCGAGGGCGCCAAGCGGAUUGAUGCCUUCGACCUCACCGGCUUGUGGGUGCCGGGGACCCUGGGGACCGUCCCCAUCCCCGCUCUUCGCAGCGGCACGGGGCCUCCCCGGGUUUCCAUGGAGACCAGGCUGCUUUUUCGCUCUCCCCAUUUUUCCUGCCAUUUUCCAUCUCCCUGCGCCUGCGGCCCUGCCGGAGCCCGGCCCCACCGAGGGGCUGCGGGCAGAGGUGAGCACGGGGUGGGGGGGGGGACACCCAGGGGGGCACCGGGGAUCCCGGCCCUGCCAGGUUGCGCCACCGCCGCCUCCUCCCCGGCAGCUGUCGGGGCUUUUUCGGGCAUUGGGAGCUGCCGGAGGAGAAACCUGAGCCGGGGCCGGCGUCACCUCGCUGCGACCCGCUGGCACGGCCACCAGCUGGGGACACACCGGGGUCCCUGUCCCCUUGUUUGUGCCAGCAGCUGAAUCAUUGUUGAUUCG
Molecule: messenger RNA, 1606 nt
Organism: Anas platyrhynchos (mallard)
Lineage: Eukaryota; Metazoa; Chordata; Aves; Anseriformes; Anatidae
Source: RefSeq, a predicted model, not a curated record